This is a messenger RNA of Guillardia theta CCMP2712, 2301 nucleotides long. RefSeq lists its product as hypothetical. The transcript is spliced from 6 exons. Gene Ontology annotation, molecular function: calcium ion binding. Lineage: Eukaryota; Cryptophyceae; Pyrenomonadales; Geminigeraceae. Gene Ontology annotation, cellular component: membrane. The record is from RefSeq and is a predicted model, not a curated record. Bases 1 to 2301 code for a protein of 766 amino acids.
AUGGCGCUGCGAAUCAAGUUCGUCGAAGCCAGAGGGUUGAAGAGCGUUCAGAUGAUCGGCAAACAAGACCCUUACAUCAAGUGCGCUCCUGGACUGGAUGCGUCCGUUGUGCAUGGAACGGCCCCAUUGGCGUCCAUGCGGCAGCACAGGUUUGCAGGGGAGACCCGAAUCUUGCUGGAGGAGUGGAAGAGCCCCUGCAACACAGAUGGAGGCAAGGAUCCAAAGUGGGCCGGGGCAGAGGAGGCAGUGUACGAAGCUUCCUUGCUCCCUGGGGUCGACCACCUGUACGUGAGCCUUUGGGACGAGAACAAGCACAUGUCGGACAGCUUCAUCUGCGACACAUGGAUCUGCCUGCAUGACGUGCUUGUCAACGGGAAAGACGACAGGUGGCAUCCGCUGUACAUCCAAAAGGGCGAGCAGAAGGGUGAGAUUCACCUCGAGAUCAGCUGGCAUCAAUCCAAGUCCUUCAUCCCCGCGCACGUCAUCUGCCCGCUCACCUUGUCCAUCCCUACUGCCAGGGAUGCAGCUGGUAAGCUCCUGUCCAUGGGCUUCACCCUUCACGACCAGACCAUCGGUGAGCUGAAGAAGAAGUUCAAGUCCUCUUCGGACCAGCAGCUCGUCCAGGCGGUCAGGGCCUGCUAUCCCAGCAUCAUGGAGUCUUUCACUGCCAAGUCCGUCAAGGUCUUGGAGCAGGGAGGGGUCCCUGUGUGCCACGUGGAUGGAGUGGCCAGCAGGGCGGGUUUGCGGGUAGACGACAUCAUCAUCGGAUAUGCUUCCGACUCCAAGAUCAAGGACCCAGAGAAAACGGGGAUCAACGCUCUGAUCUCGAAGACGGCGGAGUGGAAGAGGAUUAGCGAUGAGAGCAAGCAGAAGGCUCAUGCCUGCUUGCUGCCAUCGGCCCAGAAUGGCCGCGUCACCCUCACGGUCCUCCGGGCCGUCCCCUUGAGCCGUAUCCCCGGCGACCAUCCACUGAGAGUUGCAUACACGAUCCCCCCCUCCUCCCUCAUCUAUGAGCCUCAGGCAAUCAAGGUCAUAGCGGGGAAGAGGAUCGCCGACCUCCAGGCUCAGCUGAGGCCCCUGGAGGCCCUCCCGGUCCAGUACUCCUGUACUGAAGUCCCCGGUGGGCUCACCGUCUGUCCCAAGACCGGACUGAUCUCCGGCAGCCCGUCGGCGCCGGGCGACCAUGUCCUCCACAUCACGGCGCACAACGUGUGCGGGAUGAGGGUCAACUCUCAAGUCAAGAUCCUGGUCCUGCAGGAGCCCAGCACCUUCGUGUACCAGCUCGGUCAUCAGCUGCAGUACAAGCUGGGAGAGGCCAUCACACCCAAUGAGGUAAAGGAGGUGGACGGCUCCGGCCCGUUCACCUUCUCCUCGGACCCCGGGCUCCCUCCCGGCCUUCAGCUGGACCCCAGCACAGGAACGAUCUCGGGGACUCCAGUGCAGGACGUGACCGAGCACUGCUGCACGAUCUUCGCCUCCUCCGAGGGAGGGCGGAUAGGAUGCGACAUGCUCAUCUCAGUCUUGCGUCCCCCAGAGGCCUUGAGCUUCCCGCAAGCCGAGGUGAUGCUGGUCAGGAACGUGGGAAUGGAUGGCAUGCAGGCGACGUUCACAGGAAGCGGGCCCUUCACCUUCUCCAGCUCUCCUGAGCUUCCUGCUGGGCUUCAGGUGACAACCCCUCCUCCGGAUGCGGAGGAAGAGGAUGGACCAGCAGAAGCAGCCCCAGUUGCAGAGGAGGAGAGGAGCAACGAGCCAGCAAAUUCGGAGCAAGAGGAGACUGUGUCAGACAUUGGGAUGGAUGUAAAGUCCUUUCUGUCGCAAAUCGGAAUGGAGAAACACUUUCAGCGCCUUGUCGGGAUCCUUUCGUCCAUGCCGAUAGUGCAGGCAGAGAGGCAGAUGGCGGCGCUCAAGCACUUCCUGCAGCGGCACCACUGCGCUCAGGCUCUAGAGCUGCUGCUGCUCGGCAACGUCCGAGGGCUGCACGAGCUGGCGAAGCAGCAGACGCACCUGCAGGCGUUCGGGCUGGACAAGAGCACGUGUGAGAGGAUCAGCAAAGGGCUCGAGCACUUGGAGAUAGACAGAGUCCACGACAGAAGCUCGAUUGACCAGCCAACCGUCACGUGCGCGAGACUGAUCGGACGGCAGGACGGGAGGAUCAAGACCAUGGACAAGCUUGUGGCGGUGGAAAGCGACGGAUCCCGCCUCGCCAUUGGCGAUAGGACGAGCUUGCAGGACAUCGCCAAGAAGAUCAAGGGGGAGCAUGUGAUCUUCACUUGCUGCUACCUGCUGCCCUCCCCUUGCUGA